UCCAAUUAUUAUGAUUUACGACGAAACCUCUUUUCCUCUUUCUUCUUUUCCAUUGAAGGAGCAGAAGAAAACAAUAACAACCUAAAUUCUGUUCUAGCUUCUACAACUGGAGCUGAAUUAUCAAAAUAACAAACUCUGCUAAGUGGUGAUGGAUCAACUCUCGAAUGCCUUUUCUGUACUAGAAUUGGAUGCUGAAGAUGAUAAAGUACAGAAGACCACUGUUGCUGCCGCUGAUCUUAAAAAAAGUACUAAUGGAAGAGGUAAGGCCAAGAGAAAAGGUGACAGCUCAAAAGACAAAACUUUGUCAAAGAAUGAGAAUGGGGAUCUACAAAGCCCAGAAGUAGUUUCAGAAGAGUACAAGUUGCCCCUUGUGUGGAUCGACUUGGAAAUGACUGGUCUGGAUAUUGAAGUUGAUAGAAUACUGGAGAUUGCUUGUGUAAUUACAGAUGGCGAUCUGGCCAAAGUGAUUGAGGGUCCUGAUUUGGUUAUCCAUCAAAGUAAAGAUUGUAUGGAUAAAAUGGGCGAAUGGUGUCAGAGUCAUCAUGGAGAAAGUGGGUUGACAGAAAAUGUUCUCCAAAGUACAAUAAGUGAACGAGAAGCUGAAAAGCAGGUUAUUGAAUUUGUAAAGAGAUAUGUGGGCACAUAUACGCCUCUUCUAGCUGGAAAUUCGAUUUAUGUGGAUUUUCUAUUUUUGAAGAAAUACAUGCCGGCUUUGGCUGCUCUUUUUUCUCAUGUGGUAGUUGAUGUUAGCAGUGUUAAGGCUUUAUGCCUCCGUUGGUAUCCAAGAGAUAACAAAAAGGCUCCGUCAAAGGAAAACAAGCACCGAGCCAUGGACGACAUCAAAGAAAGCAUAGCAGAGCUAAAAUACUACAAGCAGAAUAUAUUCAAACCUAGGAGUAAGAAGUGACUGCUAAAGAAGAGAUUGCUGAUCUCGGGUUCAGCAGACCUUUCACUUUGAGCAAGUUCAUUCUACCGGCAUGCCAACGAUCUGCUCUCACUUAUCAGUGUAAAAUGGUGUAUUGAAUCAGAUAAAUCAUUAUUAUGGAAUUUGAUGCAUUUUGCUGAAACCAUAGAAUCACAGUUAUCAUUAUUCCAUGAACUUGUAUAACAAAACAAAAGCUUUGUUAUUUGACUAAUGCACUAAAUUUUAGCUCUAGAACUUAAUACUGA
Messenger RNA from Cornus florida, 1170 nucleotides. RefSeq names its product oligoribonuclease. The record is from RefSeq and is a predicted model, not a curated record. The coding region runs from base 149 to 907 and encodes 252 amino acids. Gene Ontology annotation, molecular function: 3'-5'-RNA exonuclease activity; nucleic acid binding. The transcript has 9 exons. Gene Ontology annotation, cellular component: mitochondrion. NCBI's taxonomy places the organism in Eukaryota, Viridiplantae, Streptophyta, Magnoliopsida, Cornales, Cornaceae.